UCCUGCGGUCGGGGGUGGUUCGGAGCUGUAGGCUGCUCCGUGGCGGCGGAAGGGGAGGUCCGCGGCGGCAGCGUUGUCUUCGCGCCUCCGAUUUUUGUAUCAGAAAGAGUGUGGCCAGCAGAGGCGGGGAAAUGAUUGUCUCCCUGUACUCAGCCCUGGUGAAGCCGCUUCGCUAAUGUCGCUUUCAGUUUUGAGCCCCGCAUUACUAGGAUGUAUGGGUGCUGGAAAGUGUUCAAAGAAGGGCGACAAAGCUGUCUUCCUCAGUCACCCAGAGAAAACUCUGCCUGCCCCUAAGAGCACUGCCGCGUUGCAAGCCAACCUGAUGGCGUCCGCUACUGCUGUGCCUGUAGGAUUUCACUAUGAAACCAAGUAUGUAGUGCUCAGCUACCUGGGACUGCUAUCACAAGAGAAGCCACAGGAGCAUCCUCCUCCUUCAGCUCCAGAGACUUCCCAACAGCCUGUGGCACAGCAUCCUUUGGAAAAAGAGGCUCUGGAGAAGAUUAAAACAGAAAUCGAGCAGGAGCUAAAACAUCUCGAUGAAGAAAUCUUGGAAGCAUUUACCACUACAGGAUUUGACUGCCACACUUCCCCAGUGUUCAGUCCUGCCAAUCCAGAGAGCUCAAUAGAAGACUGCCUGGCUCAUUUAGGGGAGAAAGUGUCCCAGGAAUUGAAAGAACAUCUGCACAAAGCACUGCAGAGUUUGCUUAGCAAGCCAGUGACGUACCAGGAGUUUCGGGAGCGCACACAAGAAGCAGCUGCUCAUGCCACUGGAUGGAACAAGGUCUUGGUACCCCUGGUUCUGCUACAACAGUUUCUGAUGGAGUUAACCAGACGGGGCCAGGAGCCACUGAGCGCACUUGUGAACUUUGGGGUGACAUACCUAGAAGACUACUCUGCAGACUACAUCAUCCAACAAGGAGGAUGGGGGACAGUCUUUACUUUGGAAUCUGAAGAGGAAGAGUACCCUGGACUUAUUGCAGAGGACAGUAAUGACAUCUACAUCCUGACCAGUGACAACUCAGGACAGGUGAGCCCCCCAGAGUCCCCCACGGUGACCACGUCGUGGCAGUCAGAGAGCCUGCCUGUCUCCCUGUCAGCAAGUCAGAGCUGGCACACAGAGAGCCUGCCAGUCUCCCUGGGACCCGAGUCCUGGCAGCAAGUGGCCAUGGAUCCCGAAGAGGUCAAAAGCCUGGACAGCAAUGGAGGGGCAGAAGAAAGGAGUGAGAACAACUCUUCCAACUCCGAUAUUGUUCAUGUGGAGAAGGAAGAGAUACCAGAGGGGAUCGAGGAAGCAGUGGUGUCCACCGUGGCUGCAGAGACCGUGCAGGCAGCCUUUCCAGAACCCCCAACUGCUCUGCGGGAAGGAAAAGGUCCAGCUGAAACUGCUGGCAAAGCGCAGCCCUCGGCACCGCCGCCUGCCAGAAAGCAGGAGAAGGGAAAAGUGGCCGAAGAGCUCCUUCAGCCUGCAAUCCCCGCAGUAAGUAAACCUGCCCCAAAGCUGGCCCUGCCGGAAGAAAAGGCUGCACCAGAGCCGGAGAAAAUACUGCUCCUAGGGGAAAAAAAAGCGGGGCGAGAGGGCCGCUUAGAGGAGAUGGAAGAGAAGUCCCCCGCGGCGGAGGAGAAGCCGAUCCUGCUGGCGGAGGGGAAGUCCAUCCUGCUGUACGGCGGCGCUGCCGCCGUGGCCAUCCUGGCUGUAGCGGUCGGAGUAGCGCUGGCGCUCAGGAAAAAGUAACAGAGCUCUCUGGGGAGGAGGAGGGGGGAGAGGAGAGAGAGCACAACCCGACUUUUGUAGCUGUGUUACCUAAAGGUUGAGCUGCCUGCUGUUUAAUUGGACAUUGGAGUAGCCUGACGGUGGUGGGGUGAAGCUGUUCACUAAGCCUCCAGCUACGGACAAUCAGGUUUUCAGUAGACUUGGGGCAGGGACUGGUUUUUCGUGAUUCAAGGGCAGGGGAGUUUUGAAAAACAAAAUCUGCAUAUUUAAGAACUCAAGUGCAGGUGCUGAAGAAAGGGGUGCUCAUACUCUAGAAACUGGAACAGAGAAUCCCCAGGGGAAGGGGAGAGCCAGCUGCUGCCAGCCCCUGGAGCUUUCGGCUUCCCAGCCUGAGUGCUAUCACAGCUGUGCUGUCUUGUCACUUCCCUCAGCCCUCCCUAACCAACAUUAGCCAACCUGAGUCGUGUAGCGAGAGGCUGGGCUCCCUGUUGUCUCUGCUUCCUCUCAGGUACAGCACUGCUCCUCGUAACCUUGCAGGUUCCUCCUAAGCCCCCCGUGGAGAGUGCUUAUUCUUACCUCUUUGCUCACACUGGUUCUGGCCCCUAACAUUUACUUGAGCCCCAUCCUGUAAAGAUGCUGCCUCUCUAUAGCUGUAUUAUCCCUGAGCAUCCUGGUAUUCCUGGGGGAGAGGUGCAGGACAGCGCUUUGGCUGCCCAUGAGAGUGGGAGAGCCGCUGCUACUUGCUCGUUUGAGAAUCCAUUUGCUCUGCUCCUGCCUGGCCCACUUCACUGCCAUCCUUGAGUUACCAGAGGUGCAGAAUUCAUGCUGGACACAGCACUGUUCUGAGCAGGACUCUGAUGCCAGGGGUGUAGUCGGCAAAGAUCUGGCUGAACGGCAUGGGAAGUGAGGCCAGCGCCUCCUGCGCAGUUCCAGGGUUCAGUGCUGUGCUGUCUUGUGUCACCCUGCAGUCGUAUUGUCUUUGCCAGGUUAAGCACAGAGUGUGUUUAGUCCUAACCUAGUCUUGGCUGUGACAAAAAUCCCAGAUCCAUAAAGCAAUGGAUUCAAGUAACUGAGCAAAACAGCAUUAAACAUCUCCUCCAUCUGCCUGUUCCUGCCCUGCCCUGGAGCGUUCAGUGCAAUUCCUUCUGUGACGCUGAAUUGGUCAGCAGCUAAAUUUAGAGGUUCAUAAAUGCUGAGAAGUUACUUUGGCAAAAAGCAAAUCCCUGUUCUCACAGCCACAGUGCUGCAAACGUGUGUGGAGAGAAACCUUUGAAGUCUCCUUGCACACAUCAGCUGUGUGGGAGCCACCCACGAGCGCUCCUCCUUCUGUGUUCUCUCUCUGUCCUUGUCCCUGCUGCUGCUCUCUGGGCAAGACCUGUGGGCUUUCCAGGCACAACUGCUCUGCGAGGUUGUUCUGGCACCUUGGCUUAGACCUGAGGAAGGCAGGUGAAUGAGAACUUGGGAUCAUGUAAAGAUGGACCUGGGAAGCUUACUCUUCAUAAAGCACAAAGACCAAGGUACUUUAUCGCUAGAGAACCUCAUCCAGAGUACCUCUCCUAAGGAGCCUUUUUCUUAAGUGAGCUGAGAAGGAAGAGACACUCAACAUACUCUUUAUUUUAGGCUAUUCUUGCUCCAUUCUCCUGUCCCACCCAUAGCCCAGGAUGCUGGGAAACCAGUCAGGACCUGGCUGAUUGAAGCUCUUUUUUUGUUUAAGCCUUUGUAAGAGUGGAUUUUUUAGAGAACUUCUUGGAAUUUAGGCUAUGUGUGGGGGGUUAAGCAUUAAGAGAAGGAAUUGUUCUGUGCGUGGCUGAACUCAGGCGCUCUGGACUUGGCUGUUGAUCGCUGAUUGCUUUUUCCAUGAACAAAAAGCAGCAGGUUGGCCUCAACAGAAGCUCUCCACCAUGUUGCAAAAUGGAAGUGACUUUUUCUGCCAGCUCUUGGGUGUCCCACUGGUACUCCCUUUGCUGUGCUGUGCGGCCCAGAACUCUGGGACCUCCUCACACUGUGGACUUUUUGGUCUCUGCCUUCCCACCACUGCAGUUCUGGACCCUCAUAGGAGCUUCCAUCACGUGGAGAGGAGAGGUGUCCAUACUCCUCUUGUCACAGUCAGGCACAGAUGUUUACAGUUGUGCUUCAUUUCAGGUGUUGUCCCAGGAGAGGGUACCCAGCUGUUCCCCUGGGGCAAGGGCUGCUUUACUGCCCAGUCAGUCAGCACAGGCCUGCCUCUCACCACUUCGUUGGUGACUUCAGGUGUGAGCUGUGGGGUAGAAGGGCUGCUCUUAACCUGACCUCCAUCCUCUCCUUGCUGCUGCCACACCUACAUCUGGGACAAGCCCCAUCUGUAGCCACACAGUGAGCUACACAGCAGUACCCAUGUGCACUCCAAAGCAGAGAUGGCCUUUCUCUGGGUAACCUGUGCACAAACCAGGGCCAAGGCUGUUGUUAUUUUAGCUCUUCUCUGUACAUGGUUGGGUGUGGGAGAUGGACACUGGACAGAAGAAACUAAUUGCAUGCUGUCUUGGGAAGAAGUUCCUAGCUUCUUGCACCAGGGGCCCAGUGGAUAAAAGGUAUCUUGUGUCACACGCAGCAAUGAGAAGGUGGCAGCAGUAGGAAGGAAAAGCAGUGACUUCCUGUGAAGCAGUUUUUGGUGGGGCAAAACUCCAAGUAUCUCGUGUCUUGAUUGAACAGAGCAACAGCUUGGACCCUGGGUUUUGCUUGCUUGGUCCUUUAUUUGUAUCCUCUUCAGGGUAGGGUCUUGCAGAGUUGACAAGUCAGCAGGAAUGCAUAACCCUCUUCGCUGCCCCACUGCUAGCGUUUGGAAAGCUGAGUGGAUGCAGUGCUUUCCCCUGCUCCAUGGCCUCUAUUAGCUUAUGGACUUGAACUCUACUGCAGUUGGAGUCCUGUAGUCAGAGCUGGGAUAGGCCCUGUGGCAGUCACCAGGUGGGCAAGCUCAGGUUGGCAGUGUUCUUACAGACUUGAGUGCCAGGCUGCUUACUGUAGGUGUGAACUAGAAAAGGGAAGGGUUUGGGUUUUUUUCCUCCUCCCUAUCUUCAAGUGUAUGAAAAUAAUCCUGAACUGCAGGGUCUAAUUACUCUGAACCAUGUGGUGCAGCCUCUCUUCAGUGGCUUUCUUGCAGCUGGAAGAGGAUUGGCAGCAGCUAUAUAGUUACAAAAGGGCAUAUAGAGUUACUCUCACUUGUGUUGCUUAUCCCCUUCCCAAAAGUGCCUGAAUAUCUGUCCUCCAGUGGCCUGUACCUUAAAAAAUAUCUACCUUAGAUCCACUCUUUCUUCACUUUACCCAUGUCUGCAGCACACCCUAAAGCUGAGAUGCUAAAACAGCAGAAGACUGGAUGUUGAAGUGUUAAAUCCUUAAGGAACUGCAGUGGGUGCCAUGCUAAAUAAGGAGUUGUAAAGGAAAAGGCUUUCAACUUAAACACAACUGAAAUUUAAGCUGUGCUCACUUGGGUGUUGUGGCUGAGAGUAGGCCAAAGGCUUUCUUCAGCCAGCAUUCCCAGAGAGCAAAAGCUGAGGCUCACAAUCCCUCUGCUGCAUACACAGGGCCAAGUCCCUGCCUGUUGCAGCCAUAUGCUUUGGGAGAGCCUCAUGGACUCCAGCCUCCCAAGACCCUUAAACUUCAGAAGAUCCAGGCUGCGGGGCUGUAGUUGGCACAGGAGUGCCAAGCUGCUUGGCUAGGACAAAACAGGAAAAUUACUGGGCAGAGCAGCGAGGCAGCCUGAAAAGCUGAGUGCUGGUUCUUGGUGGGCUAGGUGGAUGCUGAGUAGGGGUUCUCAGGGUGAUAGAUACUGUUGAAAGACACUGAAAAUUACAGAGAUCUAAAAUAGUAGCUCUGGGCCAAGUGAGCUAGGGCCGAGAAAGCAACACUUCUGCAGCCUUUUGUCCAUUCAGCAGUGAAUCAUUGAGCAGCUGCCUGCUCCAGGUACUCACCAGUCUGAAGAGAAGCUGCUGACACAGAGCCAGAGGAUGAAGUGGCUCUUUGGUAUAACCUGGUCUCCGUUUAGUGUCACCUGGUUUUGGACACCAGUCUAACUUCUGGCUGGAGGUGAAGUACCUGUUGUGCUGGUCGCAGGUGGUGGUUUCUUUCCUAGACUGCUUUCUGGAGAGUAAGUGACAGGAAUCCAACCUUGCUGUUUGUGAGGGCUUGACUUUUUUUUCACCCUGGCUGGGAGGGUGGUGCUAAGGCAUCUGCAGCUCAAAGGCCAGGCAAGAGCUGUAGUGCUGAGUGCUCUCACACAGGGCAAGUUCUGUUGCCAGAAUCCUGUUAGCUUCCUUUUCACAAAGCUCUGGUCACAGCUAACACUUCAGUCUGUGUUUUUAAACUAAGCAAUGCUUUCUCACAGAUCACAGAUGAACAAUUUUGUUAGUCCUCAACAAGCAAGACUCUGAAGUUUGGUUCUUUUCAAAGAUUGUAGUUGACAAAAAUCUGAGGUCAUAAACCUUCCCUCUGUGAAUUUCAGCUACAGCAGUGUGGCAGCACUGGCAAAGCCUAGGAAGGUAAAGAGCAAACAGCUAGAAGCAGUCUCUGGUUCACUGAACCAGAGCACAUUCAGGCUGCAGAUGCUGAAUGUAACUGCUAGAUGCUUUUCCUGUGAAAUGGGGGUGGGUGGAGCAGUGAACAGCCCCAGCAGCAGCAGCCACAUACAAUGGGAGCAGUGUCUACUCCAGGUUACACAACAGAAGCAAGUCUUUCCUGGUGAGACACAUCACCUCCUGAAGGCAGAAGCUGUGCAUGACUUUCAUUUGGUUUGAUCUGCUUAAUUUCAGCACUAGGAAGGUUACAGAGCAGUAAUGCUUUGACUCUAUGUAUCUGUGCUUCGAAGUGCAGGCUCUGCCUUGCCCCUCAAAACCCACAGGAGUGUAAAAGGAAAGCCACCACUACUUGACUCCACUAGAGCCAGCUCUCAGGCCUCUGUGGAGCAUGGUCUGCAGGCACUGCUCUAGGCACCAGUGCACUGUAUGCAUCUGCUGAAGGGAAAGCUCCAGACAAGUGUGCUUGGCUGGGCAAGGAGAGCUGCAGCAGUUUGGCAGGGGGCAGCUGUAGUGUUACCAGUACACAUCCAGAACCACCACAACACAACGUUGCUCAGAUCCACCUCCUUAACUCAUCACUUUCUUUCCUACUUAGAGCUGACCCUCUCGGUCUCUUAGGUAGGCUGACUUGCUUCCUCCAAGCCAGAGGUCUAUGGUUAUGCUGUAGAAAUGGGGGAGCUACUGUUAGCUUCCAGUGGAAGCUGCUUUUGAUCUCCCUGCAGUAUCUGCAGGGGAGGGAAGGAACACUUUGAUUUGGAUAGAACAAGCUGCAGAGGAUGCAUCUUACUGCUGUACCUUUAGGGGGGGUCUGUCCCCGUUUUUAACUUGCAUCCUGAGUUUUCAUUCAACCCACUCAGACCAAAAGAAUGCCACUUGACUUGCUGAGUAGCAAAGACUCAUGGGACUGACUCUGGAGCAGGCAUGUUAGGGGUAUCUUCUACUAGGCUGCUGCUGGGUGUAAGCAGGCAGUGCUACACGUGCAGGGAUUUUGGGUUCUGUUCUCAAGAGGCUUGCCUGGGGGAAGAGACCUUGCCUGGUCCUCAAGUCACCCAUUACCCAAGGAACUGCUCAGAUGGUUCCUUAGCAUAUGCAGGUACAGCCCUCUUGGGGAAAACUAUCUAAAGCUUCUUGUGCCAUUUGGUUCAUAAAGGUGUUUCUACCCUCAAAAAGAAAGUUCUUUCCAGCUUCAUUGUUCUCUAUUCAGUUGAAGUGAAGGGGUAUGUACAUUCUUCCCUCUGCUAAUGGGACACUGCUGUAAGACCAUGCCCCCAGGUUGCACUUUAAUAAAUGGUACAGUUUUCAAAAACA
Molecule: messenger RNA, 7566 nt
Organism: Pogoniulus pusillus (Red-fronted tinkerbird)
Lineage: Eukaryota; Metazoa; Chordata; Aves; Piciformes; Lybiidae
Gene: BCL2L13
Product: BCL2 like 13
Exons: 7
Coding region: 176-1732 (518 amino acids)
Biological process (GO): regulation of apoptotic process; apoptotic process
Cellular component (GO): membrane; mitochondrion
Source: RefSeq, a predicted model, not a curated record